Messenger RNA from Anguilla rostrata (American eel), 2193 nucleotides. It is a transcript of the gene nup54, whose product is annotated as nucleoporin 54. The record is from RefSeq and is a predicted model, not a curated record. Bases 119 to 1858 code for a protein of 579 amino acids. The transcript is spliced from 15 exons. Gene Ontology annotation, molecular function: structural constituent of nuclear pore. NCBI's taxonomy places the organism in Eukaryota, Metazoa, Chordata, Actinopteri, Anguilliformes, Anguillidae. Gene Ontology annotation, cellular component: nuclear pore central transport channel; nuclear pore. Gene Ontology annotation, biological process: NLS-bearing protein import into nucleus; nuclear pore organization; protein localization to nuclear inner membrane.
UAUAAAGCGUUUAAUUUAGGCACUUGAGGGUCUUUGAUUCUCGUCUGGAACGAAGUAGCCUGUACCUCGUGUUUCUACACGGAGGGAAACAGCCGAAGCAAACGAAAAUACAAUAAUCAUGGCGUUCAACUUUGGCGGUGGUGCUACCAAUACUGCGAGCUCUUCAGGAUUUUCAUUUGGUUCAUUUGCUGCCAAAACAACAGCCUCUACUGGUUUUGGCUUUGGCACCACCACCACCACUGCCUCAUCUGGAUUUGGUAGUCUUGCCGCCCCAGGGUUCGGGGCCACCACCACAACGGCUCCUUCCACUGGCUUUGGUUUCGGUUCCACAACUACAGGAUUUGGGGGGCUGGGAGCCGGCAGCACCACCGCCGGUGCAUUUGGAGGCUUUGGGACGGCCACUACUUCUGCCGCACCGGGGUCUACUUUCAGUUUCGCUGCUCCCUCAAACACAGGGGGUCUGUUUGGAAACACCCAGAAUAAGGGCUUUGGCUUCUCGGGGCUGGGUGCCGGUACCACUGCCGGGACUGGUUUCGGCACUGGCCUCGGAACCGGCCUCGGUACCGGUCUCGGAACCGGCCUUGGAACCGGUCUCGGGUUUGGGGGCUUCAACAUCCAGCCACAGCAACAGCAGGGGGGAUUAUUUGGCCAGCAGGCCCAGGCGUCUGCCCAGUCCAACCAGCUGAUCAACACAGCCAGCGCCCUGUCCGCGCCCACGCUGCUGGGGGACGAGCGCGAUGCCAUCCUGGCCAAGUGGAACCAGCUCCAGGCCUUCUGGGGCACUGGCAAGGGCUAUUUCAACAACAACAUCGCACCUGUCGAGUUCACACAGGAGAACCCCUUCUGCAGGUUCAAGGCAGUGGGCUACAGCUGCGCUCCAGGCAGUAAGGAUGAGGACGGCCUGGUGGUCCUGGCUCUGAAUAAGAAGGAGGUGGACGUGCGCAGUCAGCAGCAGCAGCUGGUGGAGUCGCUACAUAAGUUGCUGGGAGGACACCCGACCCUCACUGUCAACGUGGAGGGGGUCAAAGCACUGCCCGACGACCAGACGGAGGUGGUCAUAUACGUGGUGGAGCGCUCUCCGAACGGCACCUCCAAGAGGAUCCCGGCCACCACGCUCUUCAGCUACGUGGAGCAGGCCAACAUCAAACCGCAGCUGCAGCAGCUGGGCGUGGUCAUGUCCGUUACGCGCACAGAGCUGUCGCCUGCGCAGCUGAAGCAGCUGCUGCAGAACCCGCCAGCCGGUGUGGAUCCAAUUAUAUGGGAACAGGCGAAGGUUGACAACCCUGAUCCUGAAAAGUUGAUUCCAGUUCCGAUGGUUGGUUUCAAAGAACUACUUCGCAGGCUCAAGAUCCAGGACCAGAUGACAAAGCAGCACCAAACUCGUGUUGAUAUAAUCUCCAACGACGUAAGUGAGUUACAGAAGAAUCAGGCUACGACAGUGGCAAAGAUCGCACAGUACAAGAGGAAGCUGAUGGACCUUUCUCACAGAGUACUACAGGUCUUGAUUAAGCAGGAGAUUCAGAGGAAGAGUGGCUAUGCCAUCCAGGUGGAUGAGGAACAUCUGCGGGUGCAGCUGGACACCAUUCAGUCUGAACUCAACGCCCCCACUCAGUUUAAGGGCCGGCUGAACGAGCUCAUGUCUCAGAUCCGGAUGCAGAACCACUUCGGUGCGGUGCGGUCCGAGGAGCGCUACAGCGUGGACGCCGAGCUGCUGCGCGAGAUCAAGCAGCACCUGAAACAGCAGCAGGAGGGCCUGAGCCACCUCAUCAGCGUCAUCAAGGACGACGUGGAGGACAUAAAGCUGAUCGAACACGGUCUCCACGACAGCGUGCACAUGAGGGGCGGCAUGCUCAGCUGACCUCCCUGUUACCCCUGUCCCGCCGCCGGACUGCCCCCGACCCACAAUGCCUCUGCAUCGCUCUCCUGCCCCAGCGCAGCAGCCCUCCGUCGGAAGCACAGCAAGGCCGAACUUGGAAUGCAUGGGUCACCAUGGUGAUUGGAGGAUUCUUCCCAGCACUCCUUUAAAGGCAACUACUGGAGUGCUCUAAAGACAGGGCUGGGUUUUAAAGUGCAAGCAUCAACAUCUGUAAAUAUGCAGUUUUAUGAUUAUUUUUGGUAAUGUUUUGUAUUCUGGGUUUAGUAUAUGAACAAGCCCUGAGUUAUGAAAUAAAGUUUCAUUUAAGAGCUGCCCCA